Molecule: messenger RNA, 1179 nt
Organism: Aedes albopictus (Asian tiger mosquito)
Lineage: Eukaryota; Metazoa; Arthropoda; Insecta; Diptera; Culicidae
Exons: 2
Coding region: 1-1179 (392 amino acids)
Source: RefSeq, a predicted model, not a curated record
AUGAAAACGAAAAGUGCACCGCGAACGAUAGACAAUUUCGUAGUGAACCUCUCUUCCAUCCAAUUUACGAAAGCAGAGCUAGAUUUGCUCAACAAAGGGUUAAAUUUUGCUAUCUCCCCCCAGUGUGCCCGCCUUGCCGAUAUCGUGAGCAAUAUCGAAAGUGCCAUUCAGUUCGAGAAUCACGCGUAUAAAGCAGCCACCCGUCACAGUGUUAAGGAAUGUAUAGUGAGAACGGCGAGCAAAAAGGAGAACAAAAAUCGCGCCAACUUCGAUACGUGGUGCACAAUCCGUCUGUUGAAAUCUCGUGAUGUGAUAUACUCUCGUGCCGAUAAGGGGAACGCGGUAGUGAUUAUGGAUAGAGAAGAUUACGACUCGCGCGUUCGGGACAUGAUCAGUGCCGGUCCAUAUGAAGAGUUUACUUUCAAAAACGAAAAGCCGAAAGAUCCUCUUAACAGAAUGGUUGAGGAAGUGAAUCAUGUUCGGAAGAAGGUAGCUAACUUGAUGGGCGAAGACAGGUUGGAAAGAAAGUUCCAUGUUCCAAACCCGACGGUGGCAUCCUUGUAUUGCCUACCAAAGAUUCAUAAGAAUCCGGUAGGUAUGCGCCCGAUCUCGUCCAACAUCCGUACCCCUACCGAAAAAAUGGCAGCGUGGCUAGUGGAAGAAAUGAGAAAAUACCCUGUAAAGCAUGGAAAAGGUGUUAAAAACUCGGUGGAUUUGGUUGAGCAGCUAGAGGGGUUCAAAUUGCGACGAGGUGAAAUUCUGGUAUCGUUCGAUGUCGCCGCUCUAUUUCCGAGCGUACCAGCCACUGAAGCUCUGCAAAGCCUGCGCCGACACUUGGAACGGUGCCGAGUGCCGCUGAACCACAUCGAGGCUUAUCUCUCUGUUGCUAAGGUCUGUAUGAACCAAAAUUUUUUCAACUUCCGGGGAAAAUACUACAAACAGACCUUCGGCCUGAGCAUGGGUAGUAAGCUCUCACCACUUCUGGCCGAUUUGUUUAUGAGCGAUCUAGAAAAUGAAGCCCAGAAACAGAAGCUUUUUCCCCGAGUGUGGUGGCGCUACGUAGACGAUGUUUUCGCCCCGGUGAAGGAACGAUAUAAGCGUGUAGUCAGUGUGUACCGCACGGUCACCAAGUUCGUCGCUUGGGGCAACCUGCGCGGAGCAUUCAAGUCUUUUCCCUAA